GUCCCAGUCAAGCUCUACGACAGCAAGGCAGCCUAUGGUGCCCAUGAGUUCUACAGGAAGGCGACCUCGAUUUGCGGAGGGCACUUGGUGGACGUCCGAGACGAAGGCGAUGCUGUGAAGGAAUCCUGGGAUUUGCCGCAGAACGCCAGGAACCUGGUCUUGCGGGGCUGGCAAGAGGUAAAGGUUUGCACUGGUGCUCGACUGAUGAUCCUCGAAAACAAGGUGGUAGUUUCGGGCAGCCGGCGACAGGUAGAGGAGGGCAUUCGGCACGUGCAAAGGAUUCUGAACACCUACGACUCCUGCACGGUGAUGCUCUAUGACCACAGGGCUAAG
Messenger RNA from Symbiodinium pilosum, 333 nucleotides. Lineage: Eukaryota; Dinophyceae; Suessiales; Symbiodiniaceae. The record is from the annotation of a GenBank genome assembly.